Lagopus leucura (white-tailed ptarmigan) is the source of this 985-nucleotide messenger RNA. RefSeq names its product IFI30 lysosomal thiol reductase (gene IFI30). Gene Ontology annotation, molecular function: oxidoreductase activity, acting on a sulfur group of donors, disulfide as acceptor. The transcript is spliced from 7 exons. Gene Ontology annotation, cellular component: lysosome. The coding region runs from base 16 to 897 and encodes 293 amino acids. The record is from RefSeq and is a predicted model, not a curated record. Lineage: Eukaryota; Metazoa; Chordata; Aves; Galliformes; Phasianidae.
CGGUGUCGGUGUCACAUGAGGAGGCCGGUUGCGCCAUGCAGGAAGGGAGUGCGGAGGCGGGUGCAGGCGGGCUUUAAAAGCCCCAGCCGGGACAGGCUCGCCUCUGCGCUGGCUCUCAGCCACCCUGCCGUCCCCAUGGCCCCUGCUGUGCCGCUGGCCCUGCUGGCCGUGGGGCUGGGGCUGGGGCUGGCCCUGCCCGGCUGUGAUUACCCGACCCACCUCUGGUGCAGCUCACGGGAGAUCGCCGUCGCUUGCCAGGCAGAGAGCCGCUGUGCCAACCUCUCGCACCCGACAGCUGCUCCCGUGCAGCUGAGUCUGUACUAUGAGAGCCUGUGCCCGGCGUGCCGGGGCUUCCUGGUGCAGCAGCUCUUCACCACCUGGCUGCUGCUGCCCACCGAUGUCCUGAACAUCACUCUGGUGCCGUAUGGCAACGCUCAGGAGAAGAACGUCUCUGGGAAGUGGCAGUUCCAGUGUCAGCACGGCUCGGAGGAGUGUUUGGGCAACAUGCUGCAAGCCUGCCUGAUGCACGAGGCCGAGAACUUCACCACCUAUUUUCCUGUCAUCUUCUGCAUGGAGUCGGGCUCCUCCGCCACCAAGAACCUGAAGGCUUGCCUGCAGGUUUACGCCCCGCAGCUGGAUGCAGGCCGCAUCACCGCCUGUGCGCAGGGGGAUCUGGGGGCCGCCCUGAUGCACCGCAACGCCCAGCUGACGGACGCUCUCGACCCGCCGCACCAAUACGUCCCCUGGGUCGUCAUCAACGGGAAGCACACGGAUGAGCUGCAGGCAGAGGCCCAGAGCUCACUGCUGAGGCUGGUGUGCCAGCUGUACCAGGGGGACAAACCUGAGGCCUGCAAGGACACCGAGAGCCCGAAGGCCGGGGCUGUCUGCAGGCGCUGAGGCCGGGUCUGCAGGGCCGGAGUGGAUGCAGGCGGCGGGGAGCACCGCGCUGCGAGCGAGGAAUAAAGAGAAUAAUCGUGUAAGGAAA